Molecule: messenger RNA, 4203 nt
Organism: Penicillium arizonense
Lineage: Eukaryota; Fungi; Ascomycota; Eurotiomycetes; Eurotiales; Aspergillaceae
Gene: fphA
Product: putative sensor histidine kinase/response regulator
Exons: 2
Coding region: 1-4203 (1400 amino acids)
Biological process (GO): detection of visible light; phosphorelay signal transduction system; regulation of DNA-templated transcription
Molecular function (GO): protein binding; phosphorelay sensor kinase activity
Source: RefSeq, a predicted model, not a curated record
AUGGCAUCACCAGCGCCCGAUAAGAUCGGGCCGGGAUCCCCGCGAAAAAGAUCUGAAAGUAUUGCAACAGGGUCAUUGAGGUCGGAGGACAUGCGCCCAGAGAUCAGGGACCGAGCACAAUCCGUUACCCAAAAUGAAAGCCAACCACCGAGCACCGGCUUCGACGCUGCCGACCGUGUCUUCCCCAUUCGGUCAUUCGUUUCGAUCGACCCUAAGCCCGUAACACACCAUGCGACUACCGCGCAGGCGCGGGCGGCACGUUCGCCAACGCGAGAAGGGGCCCGAGAAUACUCAUUCAUCGACGAAGAUACGUGGAAUCAACUACAGUCACAACCUCCCUCCAAUGCGGAAGCGAGUGGACCGACCAUACCCACCGAUAUUGAACGCCAUGAGACACACGAGGUAGACGACAGCACGGAGCUUGCAGCACAUUCGAUGGCAUCUGAGGUUAUCCAGCACCCCGAUAUCUAUGCCAAACCCACAAGCGAUAGCAACUCCGCCACCGGUUCUACCGCCUACCCAGGCGCGCACACCACGCCCAGUGACGAACAGGGCCAUUACACCGCUCGCUUCAAACAUGUCAUGACAGAGAAUGGUCAUGCUGUGAUAACAGGACGGGAUGGAAAGGCAUUCCAAUAUUGUGAAGAUGAACCAAUUCGCAUCCCAGGUGCGAUUCAAAGUUUUGGAGUUAUGCUUGCUUUGCGAGAGGAAUCGCCCAAUCAGCUUGUGGUGCGUGUGGUGAGCGAAAACUCGGCCGAUUUCUUCGGUCAUUCGCCCAAGGAACUAUUCGAGUUGGAGAAUUUCUGCGAGAUCAUGCACGAAGACCAGGCAGAUAACCUACUGGAUCAUAUCGACUUCAUUCGUGAUGAUGCUUACGACCUCACCAUCGAUGGACCGGAAGUGUUUUCCUUGGACAUUCGUACGCCAUCGGGGGAGACCCGUCGAUUCUGGUGCGCAGUUCAUGUUUGCCAAACGCAAAAGGAUCUGAUCAUUUGCGAAUUUGAGCUGGAGGAUGACGAGAUUAACCCAUUAAAUGUCGCGGGUACUACUACCCCGGCUUCUCCAACAGAUACUUUGGGCGUCAACCCAACCCCAGAGCAAUUGGCUGAAAGCACAAUCAACAUCAGCCAACCUCUGCGCGUUCUUCGCAAGGCCCGUCGGAGGAGGGGUGAAGCAGCCUCGAUGGAAGUUUUUAGCAUCUUAACACAAAUCCAGGAGCAGCUGGCUCGGGCAAAUCAUUUGGAUCAAUUGUUGAAUACCACUGCCGGAUUGGUGAAGGAGCUGACCGGCUUUCACCGAGUCUUGAUUUAUCAGUUCGACAGCAGUUGGAAUGGCAUGGUAGUUGCGGAACUGGUUGAUCCUAAUGUCACGAUCGAUCUCUAUAAGGGCCUUCAUUUCCCUGCAUCUGACAUUCCCGCGCAGGCGAGAGAACUAUACAAGAUCAACAAAGUGAGGUUAUUGUAUGAUCGUGACCAAGUCACGUCUCGCCUCGUUUGUCGCACUUUGGAAGACCUCGAAACCCCUCUCGACAUGACACAUGCUUUUUUGAGAGCAAUGUCGCCCAUUCACGUGAAGUAUCUGGCUCACAUGAAGGUCCGGUCUUCAAUGUCUAUCAGCGUCAAUGCUUUCAACAAUCUAUGGGGCUUGAUCUCCUGCCAUAGCUACGGUACCGCGGGAAUGCGUGUUUCGUUCCCAAUUCGCAAAAUGUGCCGGCUUCUUGGUGAUUGCGUAUCACGGAACAUCGAGAGGCUUUCUUAUGCCUCUCGCCUGCAGGCACGGAAGCUGAUUAACACUGUACCGACUGAGGCCAAUCCGUCCGGUUACAUCAUUGCGUCCUCGGAUGAUCUGCUUCAACUUUUCGAUGCAGAUUAUGGUGUUUUGUCGAUCCGAGACGAGACCAAGAUUCUCGGCGAUAACAACCACUCCCAGGAACUGCUUGCACUGCUGGAGUAUCUCCGCCUACGUCAGAUGAACUCAGUGCUUGCAUCGCAUGAUAUCACCAAGGACUUCCCUGACCUGCAUUACGCCCCGGGAUUGAAGGCCAUCUCGGGACUAUUAUAUGUCCCACUUUCCGCCGCUGGCAGUGACUUCAUCGUUUUCUUUCGUCGCGGACAACUCACGGAGAUUAAAUGGGCUGGUAAUCCAUAUGAAAUUGCCAAGCGGAAAAAGACCGCGGGGUAUUUGGAACCGCGUGAAAGUUUCAAGGCAUGGCAGGAGACAGUCCUGUCCCAGAGUCGCGAAUGGACGGACACGGACGUUGAGACAGCUGCAGUUCUAUGCCUUGUGUAUGGUAAAUUCAUCAAAGUCUGGCGUCAGAAGGAGGCUGCUAUGCAAAAUUCACAACUCACUCGACUGCUGCUGGCCAACUCCGCGCAUGAGGUUCGCACACCCUUGAAUGCUAUCAUCAACUAUCUUGAGAUUGCCCUCGAGGGUGCGCUCGAUGCAGACAUCCGCGAGAGUCUGACCAAAUCUCAUUCGGCUUCUAAAUCCCUUAUCUAUGUUAUCAACGAUCUACUGGAUUUGACAAACACUGAGAAAGGACAGGCGUUGAUCAAAGAUGAAAGCUUUGACCUUGAAGCCACUUUCAAGGAGGCCUCCGACAUGCUCUCCGGUGAGGCCAAGCGGAAGAACAUCUCCUACACCGUGUCAGUCCAUCCGGGUAUACCUCACUCGGUGCUCGGAGAUCAACGGCGUGUCCGCCAAGUCUUGUCAAACGUGAUUUCGAAUGCAAUUCAAAAUACCGCCUCGGGUGCUGUUACUACCGAGAUGUGGCGGUCGGCGAACCAGAGCCUCCCAGGUUAUGUGGCAGUUGAGGUUAUAGUUGUCGACACAGGGUGCGGAAUGUCGGAGAAGAAGCUGGAGUCUCUGUUCCACGAGCUUGAACAAGUUUCCACCGAUGAAACGUACUAUCCCGAGGACGAGCCAGAACCAGAGCAGUCAGACUCGCCCAAACAACCAAAGAAACGUGUCUUGGGUCUUGGCCUUGCCCUGGCGGCAAGAAUUGUUCACAACAUGCAAGGACAGCUUGGUGUUAGAUCAGAAGAAGGAAAAGGUAGCCGAUUCAAGAUUUUGUUACAAUUCAAGUUGCCAGAAGGGGCCUCCCCUGACAGCAUUGCUUCCGCGGGCCCUGUUGCUCCCCCGACUUCUGUGCUCCCUGACAAGGAAUACAGGCUAAUUGGUGGGGCAUACGAGGCUCGCGAGAGUGACCGUGAUCCAAGAAGAAGAAGCACGGAAAGUCUGAACAGUGGCGGCAGCUCUCGCAGUGGGAAGAGCCAGGCCGACCGUCUCAUUAGCGCCAUGCAAGAACCAGCUUUACCCACGAGAAGUACGAGUCAUGGCUCAGACGUCAAACCGCCUGAUCUUCGACAGCUCAAAAUGGGCAGUCCCAUUAGUGCGAGCAGCCAUGUUCAGUCUUUAACGUCGCCGGUAGCGAUACAAGACCCGAAGCGAUCAAGUUUGACAGAGCACCGAGCCAACCUCUCUUCCGCCUCAUAUACGCCGCCGAUUAUGUUGCAACCGCCGGUAACACAACCUCCGCCGGGCCUGGAGAACAUCACGGACUCGGGAGUACCGAUGAGUGCUUUGCGAAUAUCCCAGCAAUCUGCAAACACGAUACCGCCCCAUCUGCAGCGUGUUGAAGAUCAUUCCUAUUUCCCCCGCGCCAAAAAUAUCACAGGAACAUCACAGCGUUCAACGGACGCUACCGCAUCUAAACCAACAAACGUCUCACCUGAUUAUGAGCUGCUGCACGUACUAGUUGCGGAGGAUGACCCGGUCAAUAGCAAGAUCGUGUCAAAACGUUUGACUAAGCUUGGUCAUACUGUACACUUAACCGGCAACGGUGAAGCCUGUGCCACUGCUUUUGGCUUAACCACCGAACCCUUUGAUGUGAUGCCGAUCGUCGAUGGCAUCGAAGCCACAAAGAUGAUUCGCGACUUCGAGAUUAAGACUCCCAAGAGUGCGCUUUCCGACAAAGCGAGAAAGGGCAACAACCGUGCGCCGAUCUUUGCAGUAUCAGCUUCUUUACUUGAGAAAGAAAAGGAUAAAUACACCGAUGCCGGAUUUGAUGGCUGGGUCAUGAAGCCAAUCAACUUUGCUCGGCUGAAUGUACUUUUCAGCGGCCUCUGUGACCCCGAGGCCCGACGAGAAGCCACCUAUAAGCCUGGUGAAUGGGAGAAUGGUGGAUGGUUUGAGUCACAUUAG